Molecule: messenger RNA, 978 nt
Organism: Cooperia oncophora
Lineage: Eukaryota; Metazoa; Nematoda; Chromadorea; Rhabditida; Trichostrongylidae
Source: the annotation of a GenBank genome assembly
AUGAACUACUUCUAUAUCUACUAUCGGUGCACAUCUUACAACCGGAAUCUCAUGUUUCUUCGCAGCACUUCUACAAACACCCAUGAAAGGAUCAACGACUACGAAGUCGUGGAUUCAAUUGCACCUGAUGAUCAGGCAUGGCUCGAGUGGAAGAGUUUGGUUGAAGAUGAAGGAUGGACUUCUGACGAUCUCAGCGUAUUAACCCUACAACAGAUUCCUUCAACACGAAUAUUCUGGCACGAAAAAGGAGCGAGUCAUGAAGUGAAACUGGUUAGCGAACUGAACGAAGCCGAGUACGAACAACUGGAACACUUCUGCUUAUCCGUGGUGAAACGCGAUCGACGAUAUUUCCUUCGACAAUUCCACGAUCUGCCCUUUACGCAUGCUAGCGUACUGUUUGAUGAUGAUCGUAACAUAGUCGCUUACGCAGCCAUCUGUCCCACAUCUCAUUCCCAUAAGCAUCUCUUCAAACUCGCACCACUUUACGCCUCCUCUGCUGAUGAAGCAUUUGCUGUUAUUCAACCGUUGAUCCGACAGAUCAUUGAUGACAUCCCACCGGACGACAAAUUAUGGCAGGAGUUCAAGGAUGCAGUACGAGCUGAGGGAUGGGUAAAUGGUCCGGAUGACAGCGUCCUCAUCAUUCUACCGAAACUUGCUAAAUCAGUGGUGGCUCAGAACAAAACAGAUGGCAGCUUCAUUGGUUCUGUGGUCUGGUGCGAAAACGAAGGAUUAGCCUAUAUUGCCUUCUAUAUAAUACUACCAGAAUAUCGAGGAUUUGGAAUUGGUUCAGCCAUUUGGAAGCGAGCUUUGGAACGAAUUCCGUCCGAUUGCACAAUAGGCUUACGAUCGGUGGAACGUAUGGUGCAUCGUUACAAAUCCACGGACACCCCAAUCGAAGGGCAACAAACCUUCCAUCAAAGAAUUCGUGUCACUGAUUUAUUGAGAAUCGCCAAGUCUCACACUUUAGCGACUGGUUAA